UUAUACUUACCUCGCCUAUAAACAAAUCAAACUCCCCAAAUCAGGAAUAAUAAACAUUAUCAACAAUAAUAAGCACUACAUUUGAAUUGCUCAAAUUGCCCUGGAUCACCACGGGAUGAGCUUUAAUAUAAUAAAAUGUACUUGAUUGCUUUAGGCUUUGGUGGCUAUUCAGUUUAAAUGUAUGAGAUGUCUCAGCAGGCAGUACACACAAACUCUAUAGCCUAUAUACAAUCUAUGAUAGCAUAAUAAAGAAUAAUUACAUUGGUUUAAGCAAUUUACCCAUGCUUCCUCAUAACGGUUCGUGCUUCUUUGUUAAAACUCUAAUACAAAGUCGAUACUCCAGUCAAAAACAACAGGGUUCGGGUUUAGGCUAUUUCUCCUACUGAUCUCACCGAUGCGCCGCGGAUGCUGAUUUGAUGCGCAGUGCCGCCGUGAAUCACACAUCACCACGGCAACCGGUGCGUUCACGGCCAGUCCCACAGCAUCCGCUUGUCCCGCAUAUCCACCGCGACAGGGAGCCGAGAGGAGCACAGCAAACACAUGUAAGUCUUGCUUUGUUCAUCUAUUGUACUGAUUUAUUGCGACUGUUAAUAGAGGUCGCGGGGUAAUUCUACAGGGAACUAGUUGAUUGGAAAAGCCAGAUUUAAGAUCCUAAAUAUCUGACCAGAGAUUGCACCAUGACCAUAUACUCAUCCCACAUCCCGAUUGUCAGCUGUGGUUAAUUACAAAUCGAAUUGACUAUUUUACAGUAGCACCGGGUACACUGCGUCAGCCUAUAGGCCUUGGUAAGUGUGUAUGAAUACUGCACCAAGUUCAGACAUAUGCAUAUACUGCUCAAACGCUAAACCAUGGACAGAAAUGGCAAAUAAAAUAAGGUGUUUCAAAAGCAUAUUAUUUACGGUAAUUGGUUUUAUUACACCGAUGAUGCCUUUGAUUUGUUGGACCCUUUGUCUUUGUUCUCCUCUGUGUGGGAUCAGUGUGUGCUGGUGGGAAUCACAGGUUCUUGAUGAUUCACUGCUUGCACACUUUGCUCUGAGUAUGGUCAGCACUGAUGACCACCCACGCACCUCCAAGACAGUUAGGCCUAUGUUCAGGCUGUUGUCUUACAAUGUGUGAGAUGUAUUUUAUAUGUAUUAGAUAAAUUUCACAUUUGUUGUUGAGCUUCAGAUUCUGAUUAAGAGAGACGAUUGCUGUAGAGAAAAACUUUAACAUCCAAAUAAAAUAAGUCCUUUAGUGUAUAAGCAAUGUUGUGCCUCACUGGCAGUGAGUCAUAUAGAUUAAUAGAGUGUGGGGGCCCUUAGCAGUGAGAAACUGUUAUACUUGUACUGUAUAAUAACCUACUGCUUGUUUACAUAACUGUACUUUCAGUCACACUUUUUUUUAAAGUGCUGGCGUCAUGAGCUUUACAGGUUCAUAGAAAGAGAGAUAAUAUAUACAGCAUUUUUUAACUUUUAGAAUCAGACGAAUCCAUUGGAGCCAUGGUGAAGCUUGGAGCAAAUCUGUCUGAUAAACUGGACAAGCAGCCCUCAGUAGAUGAUGGCUUUGAUAACAUUCCCCUCAUCACUCCUCUGGAGGUCAACCAGCUACAGCAAACUUUCACAGACAAGGUCAUUGUGAAGACAUCGACACAGUUCCAACUGCAACAGAAGAAGAGGCCACUGUUUAUGCCCAGUAUUAAGAAGCUGAAUAUUCAUUUUUACAGAGACGUUUCAGACAAAGCCAAGAUCACAGGUCUAAUUCUCAUGACGUUGGGCUUCCUAACCAGUCUGCUCCUCCUGCUCAUGUACAAGGAAAUGUGGUACGACCAGCUCACAUGCCCAGACGGAUUUAUUCUUAAGGAUAAACACUGCAGUCCGGCGGCUCUGGAGAUGUACUACUCCGAACAGCAGCAGGAGUCGACUUUGGACCAGAGCAGGGACCAGACCGGACUCCUGUCCGCCCUCAACCAGGUCAAGAGGAGCGGACUCCAGUCUCCAUGGAGACCAGUCUUCAGUGCCCUGAAGGAGGCCCAUAAUAACCAAGCUGUUCAAAACCCCAUGGACCAGGACAAGUGAGGGUAAAGAGGCCAUGGAAGAGGACAGGCCAAGAGGCUUUGUCUGUGAAUGUCUCUGAGAAUAUCAUAUUAAGACCUGGAAUUACAUAGCCUUUGCUGAUGCAUUGACUAGAAGGUUUAGGUCUAUUGCGAAUUGGCAUUCAGCAAUUUGUAAAUUCUGGAUAAAAGUGGGUGUGGUCUCAAGGAAUGGUACUGUGAAAAUGGUAUCAGACUUGGCCUUUAAAAGCAUGAUUAUCUUUCACCAUUUGUCAUUUGUUACAGAAUGUUAUGAAACCAGGUCAUGGACAGAGAGGGAGCUAUAUGACGCCAUUGUUGACAGUGCAAGGGGCUAAAGAUUUUAUUCAUAAUAUAUGGAGAGCAUUUACUGUAACAGGACAUUUGAGAAAAACAAAGAUAUUUGCUGCCAUUAAUAUGAUGAAUGUACUUUACAUGUUUCAUAAAGUAGAGAUUUAAAAUUUCUAUUUAUUUCAAAUUUUUUGACUUAGACAACCAUUUAGUUAAAGAUUAUAGAUUUAGAAUUUAUUCGAGUUUGUCUUUAUUUUUAAUGUUGUAGUGAAUUACAUUGUAGGAAAUCAAAUGCAGUAGACACUUUUUACUAUCCUUGUGUACAAACCGUCUGCUUUGCCUGUUAACAUUUUUGUUGCACAAUUUUAAAGGAACCGAUACAUGCCUAACUAAUUGAAUGUAUGUAGUUAAAGCAGUUAGAAUUUACUGUGUACAAUAGUUUCAUUCUAAUAUCUAUGAAAAAUAUAUAUAUUGUAAAUAUAACAAUUUCUCAAUCUACUAAGUAAAA
Molecule: messenger RNA, 2846 nt
Organism: Boleophthalmus pectinirostris (great blue-spotted mudskipper)
Lineage: Eukaryota; Metazoa; Chordata; Actinopteri; Gobiiformes; Gobiidae
Gene: caly
Product: calcyon neuron-specific vesicular protein
Exons: 4
Coding region: 1479-2054 (191 amino acids)
Biological process (GO): endosomal transport; G protein-coupled dopamine receptor signaling pathway; clathrin coat assembly
Cellular component (GO): membrane; endosome
Molecular function (GO): clathrin light chain binding
Source: RefSeq, a predicted model, not a curated record